Messenger RNA from Microthlaspi erraticum, 2250 nucleotides. Lineage: Eukaryota; Viridiplantae; Streptophyta; Magnoliopsida; Brassicales; Brassicaceae. The record is from the annotation of a GenBank genome assembly.
AUGGAAGCUUGGAGGAUUUCUCUAUGGAUUCUCUCUCUAAGUUUGAUUCUCAACGGAGCAAACGCAGAUCCAGCGCAAGACAAACGCGCAUUGCUCGAGUUCCUAACCAUUAUGCGACCGACGCGCUCACUCAACUGGAACGAGAGCUCCUCCGUCUGCAGAACCUGGACCGGAGUAACAUGCAACCAAGACGGAUCUCGAAUCGUAGCCGUUAGAUUACCAGGCGUCGGACUCAACGGCCAGAUUCCACCCAACACUAUAAGCCGACUCUCUGCUCUCAGAGUCCUCAGCCUCAGAUCCAACCGAAUCUCCGGUCAUUUCCCGGCGGAUUUCUCCGAGCUCAAAGACUUGGCGUUUCUCUACCUUCAGUACAACACCUUCUCCGGUCCUCUGCCUCUGGAUUUCUCCGUCUGGAAGAAUCUCACCAGUGUCAAUCUCUCGAACAACGGAUUCAAUGGAACGAUUCCGGAUUCUCUCUCCCGUCUCAACCGUAUCAUGUCGCUGAAUCUCGCUAACAAUUCGCUCUCCGGCGACAUUCCGGAUCUGGGCGGUCUCUCUACUCUGCAGCAUAUCGAUUUGUCCAACAAUGAUCUCAAUGGUCCGAUACCGAAUUGGCUUCGUAGAUUCCCAUCGUCGUCUUCUCAAGGCACCGGUGUGAUUCCUCCUGGUGACGUCGACCAUUUUCGACCACCUCGCGACGAGACUCGUCGGAAGCCGAAAACGCGCUUCUUUGGACUCACCGAGACGGUUUUCCUGCUGAUCGUAAUCGCGAUUUCCAUCGUCGUAAUCGCGGUUUUGGCGUUUGUGUUCACUGUUUGCUACGUGAGGAGGAAGCUAAGACGCGGCGGCGGUGGGAUGGUUUCGGAUAAUAGUAACAAGAUGCAGAAGAAAGGAGGAAUGUCGCCGGAGAAGUUCGUUUCGCGGAUGGAAGACGCCAACAACCGGUUAUCUUUCUUCGAAGGAUGCAAUUACUCGUUUGAUCUGGAGGAUCUGUUGAGAGCUUCCGCUGAGGUUCUCGGUAAAGGAACGUUCGGGACGACGUACAAAGCGGUUCUCGAGGACGCGACUUCUGUUGCUGUGAAACGGCUCAAGGACGUCGCGGCUGGGAAACGCGAUUUCGAGCAGCAGAUGGAGAUUAUUGGUGGGAUUAAGCAUGAGAAUGUUGUGGAGCUUAAGGCUUACUAUUUCUCCAAAGAUGAGAAGCUCAUGGUUUAUGACUAUUUCAGCCAUGGAAGUGUUGCUUCUUUGCUUCACGGGAACAGAGGAGAAAACCGGAUUCCGUUGGACUGGGAAACAAGAAUGAGCAUUGCGAUUGGUGCAGCGAAAGGGAUAGCUCGAAUCCACAAAGAGAACAAUGGGAAGCUCGUCCAUGGGAACAUCAAAUCUUCGAAUAUAUUCUUGAAUUCGGAGCGUUACGGAUGUGUAUCUGAUCUUGGUUUAACCGCGGUGAUGAGCGCCUUGGCUCCACCUAUCUCAAGGCAAGCUGGUUACCGUGCACCGGAAGUAACCGACACGAGGAAGUCUUCACAGCUAUCAGAUGUUUACAGCUUCGGCGUCGUACUGCUUGAGCUACUCACCGGAAAAUCGCCAAUUCACACAACCGCAGGGGAUGAGAUUAUCCAUUUGGUUCGUUGGGUACAUUCGGUAGUGAGAGAGGAAUGGACGGCAGAGGUUUUUGACAUCGAGCUUUUGAGGUAUGCGAACAUUGAAGAAGAGAUGGUUGAGAUGUUGCAGAUCGCGAUGUCAUGUGUAGUAAAGGUGCCGGACCAGAGGCCGAAGAUGUCCGAUUUGGUUAGGCUCAUGCAGAACGUCGGUAACCGACGAGCCAGUCUUGAGCCGAAACCCAAAUCGGAAAAUGGAGGAGCCUCCGAGACUUCCACGCCGAAUUUGAAUUUCCGGUUUAACAAUCUCGAAUCAUACGCAAUGAAAUCUAAUGGCAGAUUCGUUCAAAACGUCGACGUUAUUGUGUUACAGAAGAAACAUCGCGAAUUUCGAAUAGAUGAGAAAAGUGAGAGAUCGGAUUUACACGGGGCUGAGGAGCUGGAAGAGACUGGGUUUCGGAUCGGAAUUCAUACCGACGAAGACGAUGAGAGGGAUGAAACCGAUAUGAGCCACGACUUUCGCCUUCUUCAACGACCAAUUUGUCCACUCCUUCGCAAUCUGCAACGCCGCCACAAACGUCUUCUCUUCUUCUCCGUCGUUGGAUCCUCUCGUCGCUGCUCUCAGCAUAUCUCCAGACGCCGCCAUUGA